UCAUUAGAAGAGGAAGAAGUAUGGUGUGAAGUGAGUGAUGACGAGAUGUAUAAUCCAGGUAAAAUGAAGAAAGGAACAUGGGAACCUACUGCAGAAGAUAUCCUGAAAGUGUUUGAAGAAAUCAAAUCCAAAAAGGUGUUGGAUUUACACUGGAAAUGUCCAGGAAGGAGACAUCCUGAUACUGAUGUCAAGAAGGAGGAAGACAAUAAGGAAGAAAAAGUUACAACACCAGUCAAACAAGAGGAGAAAAAACCAAGUAUUCCGAAUGAGUUUGAUUUUGACGAGGAUGAUAUGGGAGGAAGUAAAACUGUUAUAACACCGAGGAGAACUCCAGGAUCUGUCCCGAAGUCACAGAAGAAGGAAGCCAAGAUGGACAAGAUCCUUAAAGACAUGAUGCAGCAAAGGAAGCUACAGGCUGCUGAAAGAGAGGCUCGUAAACUGGCCGGGAACAAAUCUCCACGGACACCUGCUAGUCCAGGUAGAGCAAGGAUAGGAAGCCCAGCUGGUUCUCCUCGGACUCCUAACAGACAAUCUCCGGUGAGGAUCGGUGCUGGACAGUCGGAUCAAAUCACGACCACUCCUGUUAGACCCCCUUCUGAAACCUUCAGUGCAAUUCAACCAGGAAAACUAGACUCUCACAAUGUUAGCAAUAGCAAAAUACAUGACAAUGGUUUUAAUAAUUCAAGUUCUGGUCUUAAAAAUCAAGUGCAGCAGUCUACACCUAGUGUGUCAGCUGCUCCAUCAAAUAAUAUUGAGACCCAGUCUAAAAAUUCAAAUUCAGGGGAGGCAACUCCUCAAACUUCACAAGGUGCUGAUCCUUCACAAACAAUGCAAAGGGAGGUAACUUCAAAUCCACAAGCUCCUAGCCAGAUUCAGCAAGUAAACCAGCCAAUGAAAACAGCUGAAACAAAAGCUGAAAAUACUGAAAUAAAACCUGAAGCCUCAAAUCCUCCUACUGAAAAAAUGGAUACAAGUUGAUAAAAAGAAAUUAAAUAGAAAGAAAACAGUAACAAAACAGUGAAAAUCUUCUUGCUUCUUACCGAAGGAACAAAAAGUGUUCACAAAAUAUGUUAUUCAUGAUAUAUACAUCAAAGGAAUAGUUAAAGAAACCCAAACAGCUGUUUUAUAAAUGUUUAAUAUUAAUGUUUCAAUCGUCUCGGAUAUGGUUACAGACAGUAAAUACAUCUAUAGAAAACAACAAUAUACAUACUGACCUACAUAAUACACAUGUAUACAAAUAGCAGUUGAAUUGAAUUGACAUAUUUGUAAUAGAAAUCUUAUAGGUUAUAAUAGAAAUGAGCAUUUUAAAGCUGAAAGGCACAUUAUGGCCUAGAAGUCCAUUUUUGUAUUCUUAAGAAAUGUUACCUUUAUUUUUUCAAAUUAUUAUAUAUUGGAUUUAGAGUAUGUAAGGUGUUAAACAACUGAAGAAAGUAGCGUUGAAUGUACGGUUAUGUGUCAUAAAGUCAGCAUAAUGUAAACAAAGUAGUAUUUGACUUGCAUACAAAUUACUAAUUCUCUAUACAAUGUAAGUAUACAGUUACCAACAGAACAAAAGAAGCAAAAUAUAGUUUAUCUUUAUGGCAAAUGAAAAGUGUUUUGGGAACUGUUACAAUAUACAAAAAAUAAGAAAGUUUAUGAGAAAUAGAAAUGAUAGCAUUUCUAAGACAAAAUGGGCCUUUUUGGAUAUGUUUACUAUUGAUUGUCCAAAUGCUGAAUGAUUGAGCAACACUAUGAGGUAAAUCAUGGCUUGUUUCGGAGCAAAAAGCACCCUCUUAUGAUCAGACAGGAACAUGUCAAGGGGAAAUAAUUUUCUUCUAUAGCUCUUAAACUAAGAAAAGAAAAAUUAUAUUUUUGCUGCUUAAUUUUGAAAAGGCAGCUUUUAGUGUAUAAUGAAACUGAAUUGUUGUGCAAUGAAAUAUGUGUACAGGACAGUAACUGGACUAUGUCUAAAUAAAAUAAAUGUUGUUUUAAAGACUGUAAUGAUUUUUACUUAUUUAAGAAAUGAAAGUGCAACAAUAUUUGUUUUAAACUGCUUCCGGUCAUUUAAGACCACUAUAGUAUGUUUGUAAGGCUGGUACUUAGUAAUUUGUUUAAUUGCUGUAAUAUAUAGGAAGCAAGGUAUGAUAUUGUGUUAUAUAUUCAUAUAACCUUAUGAUUUUUUUUUUAUGAAAAUACAGGGGUAUUCAUGGCCAAAUGGUUACGGUCAUUGCCUUCAGUCCACUUGCCCCUCAAUUUUGUGGUAUGAUUUAGAAUUCUUUCAUGAGGAUGCAAUCCAGUUAGCUUACUAAAUGUUGGUGGUUCUACUCGUUUGCCAGUUUUGGCACCUUAGGUCUUUCUCCACCAGUGAAGAUGGAAAGACACCAUAUGACCUUUGUUGGUUUCACCUAAUACCAAAAUAAAAGAAUGAAAAUAAGAUAUUUUCAGUUGUAGACUUACAGCAGUUACAUAGAUAUUUUUCCCUUUAACUGCUUGAUUUCUUCAAUUUAUAACUUGGUAAUUUGGGGCGUAUGUGACCAAGUGGUUAAGUUCGUUGACUUCAAACCACUUGCCCCUCACUGUUGUGGGUUCGAAUCCUGACAGGGUCUUUGGAUUCUUUCAUGUGAGAAAGCUAUCCAGCUAGCUUACGGACUGUCAGUGGUUCUACUCAUGUGCCUGUUUGCCUGAAAUAAUUCACGGAAGGGCACCUGAGGUCUUCCUCCACCAGUAAAGCUGGAUGUUGCCAUAUGACCUAUACUGUGUCGGUGUGACGUAAAACCCAAUCAAACAAACGAACAAACUUGGUUAUUAACAGAGUUAUUUUCUGACUUGACCUGCUUGUUUUCGGACGUGUUUUCUUGAAUUGAAUAUUUUUAUCAUUACCAGAGUUGUUUCCCUUUGACCUGCAUAUUUGCUUGAAUUAAUAAUUUGGUCAUGAUCAGAGUUCUCUCCCUUUGACUGGCUUGUUUUCUUGAAUUAAUAGUGAUCAUUGACCGAGUUUUUUCCCUUUGACUGGCUUGUUUUUGAUCAUUGACAAAGUUCUUUCCCUUUGGCCUUCUUGUUUUCUAGACAAUUUGAUCCCAGGAUGAUUUGCAUUUUUUAGUGAAGAUUAUAAGACAUUUUAUGUUGCUUUUUACAGUUGGUAAGAAGUGACUUAUUAUUAUAGUUAACAUCAUAGCUUACCUCUUCAAGUUAUGUAUGAAUGCAGGAUGCCAUAAAAUUACUUUAAGGUAUAUAUGCUUAGGAACAUUUAUAAUAUAAGACUAUUUAUUCUGUGUUGAACAGAGAAAAAUGAAAGAAAAAAUACAAAUUAAUCCACCUUUUAACUGUUAAGUCACUUAUUGAUUGUAACUAUAAUAUUUUGCAAAUUAUGAUAUACUAGUAUUUUACAGUGUUUGUUGUUUUCACUUUGGAUAACAGUAGUUAGCCGCAUUGAAUUAACCAGAGCACAG
This is a messenger RNA of Ruditapes philippinarum (Manila clam), 3428 nucleotides long. RefSeq lists its product as uncharacterized. NCBI's taxonomy places the organism in Eukaryota, Metazoa, Mollusca, Bivalvia, Venerida, Veneridae. The record is from RefSeq and is a predicted model, not a curated record.